AUGAGCGCUGCCUCACCAUUGGUGGUGGCUAAACCAUGCACAAAAGACUUGAAAGUGAAGGUUUCGGUUAACACUCAACUUUAUCGCGAAGAAGCUCGUCGUGCGAAAAAAUGUGCAAUGGCUACCGGUGUCAUAAAACUGGACAGUAUUGCUGAAGCUUUUGAAAAGGCUGCCAAACUUUCGCCCCACGGAUCCGCCGCCUUAUCAACCAAUAGCGACCGCUCAUCGUCUGGAGUUUCCACGGCCUCGAAUUCACCAACAUCGUCAACGUCACCGGUGAACAACUUCAGUGAUUCACUGCCUGAUGGACUCUCCGUACCUAUCUCAUACAGUAAUCCGGUGUUCGAACUUGAUCCAGCUGAUUAUCUA
Molecule: messenger RNA, 369 nt
Organism: Ostertagia ostertagi
Lineage: Eukaryota; Metazoa; Nematoda; Chromadorea; Rhabditida; Trichostrongylidae
Source: the annotation of a GenBank genome assembly